UUCUCACAAUCUUCACAACACAAAACACCCCAAACUUCCCUCUCCUCUUUUAAUACUUUUAUUAAGAGUUUUGUCUAAAUAUGGCACCGACGGUUAAACCCAACGGCGGAGACGGCGGAAACAAAGAGAACCGUUACAGAGGAGUGAGAAGGAGGCCAUGGGGUCGUUACGCCGCCGAGAUCAGAGACCCGACCAAGAAAACCCGAGUCUGGCUCGGCACUUUCGACACUCCCGAAGCAGCGGCUCGUGCCUACGACAAAGCCGCUUUUCAGUUCCGUGGCGCUAAAGCCAAAACCAACUUCCCUCUUCCUUUCUUCGUCGGCGGCGACAACGAGAGCCCUAGCCAGAGCAGCACCGUCGAGUCACCAACCUCGACGACGAUACCUGAUCUCAACCUCGGAUGUUUCUCCUCUGCUGAUUCGAGAUUCCCUUUCCCCAAGAUUCAGGUCAAGUCUGGGGUGAUCGUGUUCGAUGAAGAGUCGGCGAGGAGUGAGUCGGACUCGUCCUCUGUGGUGAUGGAUCUAAGCUCAGAGAGACGUCCACGCGUGUUCUUGGAUUUGGAUCUUAAUCUCCCUCCCAAGCCUGAGAACUAGUUCUUGAAUUUAACUAUUAUGGAUCCAAGUAUUAGAUAAACUUUAGAUGAAGCUUCUUUAUUAAGUUGAUGCCAUUUUUUUUGGUCAGCAGAAAGUUAAAAAUAAUUUUGUGUUGAGAACGUUUUGUUCUCAGCACCUGUUUGUUUAUCUUUUUUUUUUUUCCAUCUAAAAUUUUAUUAAACA
Messenger RNA from Raphanus sativus (radish), 776 nucleotides. RefSeq names its product ethylene-responsive transcription factor 11. Gene Ontology annotation, molecular function: DNA binding; DNA-binding transcription factor activity. Gene Ontology annotation, biological process: regulation of DNA-templated transcription. The record is from RefSeq and is a predicted model, not a curated record. Bases 81 to 593 code for a protein of 170 amino acids. Lineage: Eukaryota; Viridiplantae; Streptophyta; Magnoliopsida; Brassicales; Brassicaceae. The transcript has a single exon.